AGUAGAGUAAGGCUACAGAGGUAAGAGGAACAAACUCGAAAAGGUAUCUUUAAAAUUUUUAUAUUGAUAUCAAUGCAGAUUUUGCCUUCCGUCUAUUGAUCAAUAUAGCAGAUACCUGCUUUCUUCAUUAUACUAAAACUGCCUCUGUUUCUUUUUUUUAUACAUUGAAAUAAUUCACGUUGGACAGGUGGCAUCCAAUGUCUAUGCGAUAAUGAAUUAUCUGGACUCCAUGGGAUUUUUAAUAAUCACGUUCAACUACAAUGUGACUCCAAUUGGUAAGUAAAAAACAGAAUAAGAUCUGCUAACAAAAUUAAUUGUGAAACAGUGAGAUAUUUCUUUUUAAACAUGGAAAUGGGGUGAUUUGAAAAGAUGACAGGGUUACGAACUAAUUUGUAAAUUGAAAAGACAUUUAAAGUGAGUUCAAAGUGAAUUAGCAAAUUUGCCGAUUAAGAAGCCAAACUUUUUAAAAGCAGCUGACUUAGAAUAUUUCCAAUUUAACUAUUAUGGCCGAAAAUUUGAUAUUUAGUUUGAACUCACUUGGAUUACCUAGCAAUUCACAAAAUUCAGGUCGAAAUAGCAGAAUUGGAAACACUUAGAGGGUUAUUCGUUACAGUGAGUAUUUGAAGUGAAUUUUAAAUUGUGAUCUUCUAAAAAGCUGAAAUUAAAAAAAAAAUAAUCUUUAAGUCGCCCAAAUUUAUAAUUUGGCUAUUUUUGCCUUAAAUUUGAAAUUCACUUUGAAUUCACUCUUUAGUAAAUAGCCCUAUACAACCAGCGAUUUUGUUGUUGUUGUUUCGGCUCAUUCUGUUUACAUUCAACAUCACUGUUUAGUUAAUAGACCCCAUUGCGAUUUGUGAAUAAUACCAUGUUAAAUCCUACAUGCUUCAUCUGUUAUACAGACCAGAAUCAUGUAAACAUGAGCAUUUAGUCUUUAGUUUAUUAAUUACUAGACAUCUGCAGGAAUGAAGGAAACUAUGUAUAAUAUGAAUACUGGUCAAUAUUACAAAUUCUGGUAGUUUUAAAGUUGUUGGAGUUAAUUAAAUUAUGCAAUAAAAUGUUUUUAGGCUAUGUAUCUGUUUAUUAGAUUGUGUUGGUGCAUUUUUAUAAGAAUGAAGUGGAUUCCCUCUCGUAGCCACUAUUAUAAUUUAAAAUAAUAUGACAUAUUUUGACACUACCAUUAAUUGUGAAUAUACAUAUAUCAAUAAUACAAACAAUGUACAUGUGCUUAAAUCAGUUUCAGCAUAUUUGCAAAUAUUGCCAUUUUAAACAAAAGUAUACUUUAAGAAAUGCGUACACGUUUAUGUGUGUUCAGUAAAUGUCUCAAAUGUAGUGAUAUAAAAUUAAGAUGCUGAAUUACUCUUAAUAUAGACAUGACUGUGUGUGGAUAGUUGAUGCUGUGUGACAGAGGUGUAGGAUAAAAGGUUUUAUUUUAUUUUCACUAAACAGGACAUUGAGGUGAGUUGACAACCGACAUUUAAAAUGUAACCAAAAAUAGUUACAGUGGUAAAAAUCCCAAUUGACUGAAUUAAAGAUUUUAUUCCAAAAAUCAUUCUUGGUCUAAACUGUAAAACAAAAGUUUCACUUUUCUGGGUAUACCUCUAUUGCUAAAUAAUGCAACAGAGGUGUGGGAUGGAAGCUCACGUGUCACAGACUUUUGGAGAGGCUUAAAGGCUAGCCUUGCCACAGACUAUGGGCCUGGUUGCAAGAGCUCCUAAAAACUCUUGUCGCUCCUAUUGUCACUGUGGGAAGAAAUAUGGGGACGCUGGAGGCUUACUGUGCUUCCCAGCUUGAUUUGAGGAGUUCUGGGUAUUGCUUGAACUUGUUUUACACAUGCAGCACCUGACCAGGAGAUACCCUGAAACAAUCUGGAACGCUUCCUCGGAUCGGAACUGUGCCGAGGUCUGGUCAAUUUUUAAGUGGGGUAUCGCUCAGUCCCCCUCAACCAACAAAUAGAUUGAUUCUGAUUCAAAUGAUCAAUUGUUAUACAAAUAUAUAUUUUCAAAUGAUUUAGCUACAGAAGUCAGCAUUACAGUCUAUGAGAAUUGUUGCAGAUAAAUCAUUACAAAAGAUUCUUCUAACAGGUUGAAAUAAUUUCUGAUUCUGAUUCAAACAAAUUAAAUUGAUGCCAUUAUCUCGAUAGUUUAAAAAAAUAUCUGAAAUGUUGUUAUAAUGUUGGAUUGCUUACCUCUGAGUUUUGAAAGAAUAAUUCUUUUGUUUAGAAUCACUACAUUCCAAGUUGGACUUUAUGGUUCCAAUGGAUGUGCUAAGUCCAUAUUCAUGGCCAACUUUGAUAUUACAAAUUGAUCUUCAGUUGGCCUCAUGUGUUCACUGGUGUUUUUAUGAACAGAACCCAUUGCUCUUGUGUUGCACAAAAAUAUGUAGUCUACUGUUUCCCCAUAGCGAGAUGUUGCAAUAAAAUACUAUAUGGGACACGCAUAUAAAUGCUAGUAAAGAUGCCUGUAUACUCACUUGGCUGUGCACAUAAAGGCAAAAUCCAAUCUAAACAAAUAGAGGUUGCACUCCACCACCGGAGAAAUACUGGUAGAAAAUAGAAUCUUCUCUUUAUUAAAUGUCCAUGUAAGUAUAAACAUGUUGCAAUAUCUGCAGAUCAAGAGAAUAGAUUACACAAUGUGCAAGAGGCGUUGAGAGAAAUACCACACAGCAAGCGAAGCGUGUUUCACGUCUGCAAGAGACACUCUUAGAUACCAGCUGUUGCAUCUGAUUGUGUAAAUCCUUUGAUAGGGCUUGAAAUUACCACUCGUGGAACAGUAGAAAUUCACCCCAUGGACCCCUCAGGCUUGCAGUGGAGCAUAACUUUUAAGGCUAGGCUAGUAGUGUAGGACUUGUAAUGUAAAGCCUUGCUUAAAUAAAUAAUCCCUCUUAAUCAUCCUCGUCUUCAGCAAGACACAAAUGCUUGUUUUUUCCUUUUAUGCCUUUUUCAAACAUUAUAUACACUAUGAACUAUCAACUAUCAGAAAAGCUAUUUCAACAAAUAACUCUUAGCUGUCCUGUUGCACAGGAUACUGAAAAAGAAAUCCCACCCUACAACAGAUAUAGUCAAAAACACACAAAAUUAUUCACUGAAGUAUAAACUCUCAGGGAUGCUAAGUAGAUUCAAGUGAAUUUUAAAAUUGUAGGCCACAAUAACCAAAAAGUCAGCUACAUUUUAAUUUUAGCUGUUUUGGUUCCAAACUUUUAAGUUCUCAUUUCAUUUUCCAGAAUUCACACUUCAGUAGGUGUUACCAAAAUAAAACAUCCACAAUCCUUUGCAAGCCAGUUUUUGCAUAAAGACUACAUCUAGUCACUGUGUGCAGGGACGUUUCAAUCCACUGUCUGAAUAAUAAUGAUUAUAUUGUAUUGCAGGAAAGAUUUGGCUGACGAUAAUGGUAUUGCUUCGUAUGGCGAUGGCAGUGUUUGCUGGAUACCCGCUCUACCAAGAUGAGCAGGAGAGGUUUGUCUGCAAUACUUUGCAGCCUGGUUGUGCCAACGUGUGCUACGAUAUCUUCUCUCCUGUUUCCUACAUGAGAUACUGGCUUAUUCAGACCGUGAUUGUCUUUUUACCUUAUGCCCUGUUCUGCGUCCACGUUUUAAACAAGGCGACGAAACACAUGACCGUCACAAAUGAUCACUACAGGAAAGAUGACCCCCCUUGUUAUCAUAGUGUAGGUCUGCAUAUGGAGAUUCCUGAUUUCUCCUUGGCCUACACCAUUCAUCUUCUUUUGAGAACUUCGAUUGAGGCCGGAUUCUGUGCCGGGCAGUAUUUUCUUUACGGAAUCUUAGUUCCAAAGCGGUUUAGCUGCUCCCAGUCCCCUUGUACAAGCAGUGUUGAUUGUUACAUCUCAAGACCAACGGAAAAAUCCUUAGUGAUGAUUUUUAUCUGGGCAACCAGUGCAGUAUCUCUUGUACUAGGCAUGCUAGAUCUAAUUCAAGUAAUUCACAGAAAAAGACAAUCCGAGACCUUUAGGAGACAGCUGUUGUUACUGGAAAACGAUUCGAUGAAAGGUGGUUGUUGCUCCAACACGCCUCCAAAUGCAAAACUAUCUGAAACGCCCGAGCAAAUGAUCUCGUAUUCCGAUUGUCCUUCCAACAACCUCAGUCGGAAAAUCAGUGUACACGCAAAAGGAGACUCUCAUUCUCUGCCGUCCUGCGAGGGAGAAACCGCUUCUUUUCAAACAGACAACUCCAAUCAAGAAAUGGGAAAGUCCAACAUGAAUACCAACAGCAAUAAGGCAUGUCCUUGGCAGGUUAGCAUCACGCCACCUAGUGGCAGUGCAAAUACAAGCGAGCAUCACACCAUCAUUCAAAGACAGUUACAUUGUAAAAAAGAACAUUCCAGUGAUCCCAGUCUGUUGAAUUCAACUCAAUCUGAGAGUAACACAACUUCGAAACCCACAAAAUCAGAAUGGGUUUAAUGUAUAUAGGUAGUGGAACUAAUAUUUUUUCCCAUCUAUAACGCCUUCAUAUGUUUCCUUUGCAGCCAUUUCCCCACUAUAUCAACCUCCUGCCCUUGUUGCCCUCUCCAUCCCCAUAAACCAUUUGCCCCUCUGCCAACUACCUGACUUUGAAAUUGUAAAACCUGUGAGUUUUUCACUACCCCUUUAUCUCCCUCCAGCUAUUUCCCCUCUCUCACCCAAAAAGAAACCUUUAUUAUUCUCAAUAGGAGGGUGUAGAUUUGGGGGAACAGGGAAGAGAGGUUGGGAUAUUUUGGUUAUGCAUUGAACCAGUCAUACCAGCAAUAUCUCUCUCCUUCCUUUAUAUGUUAUAUUAAUACUGAUGUGUUUGCACGAUUAAUGUAUUGCUAUGUGAUUUAAACAUUGUAAUCAGUUGACCUGUAGAAUACCUAGCUUUUCUUAUUUUAACAAGUGUUUAAAAAUUACAGGUAGAAAAAACAUAUAUUUCCCGUAGAGAUGCGCGUGAUUCAUUCAUAUUUUAAAGAUGACUUAUUUUGUAGAUGACAAAUGUCCAAGAGAUCUGGUAGUCAAUUCACUGAACUCAAUCAAUCAAAGGAGUGAAAUUCAGACAAUUAUCCUCUAAAGUCGGCAGAAUUCAGCAAUAAUAAGCCAACAAACAGAUGAAGUAAGAAGGAACCUAUAGCUGCUUUAUUUAUCUAUGUUCCUACAAAGCUUACUACAACACCCCGUCUACCUUAAAUGCCUCAAAAAUGAUUCAAGUGAAUUCAAGUCAUCCGUGUGACUAUAUGCAAGUAGGCGAAUAGUGAAUUUGGAGAGUAGCAUUCCUUGUUGUGACCGAGCUGUGAAUGAAUUCUUUUGACUUUUAGCUACAUUAAUAGUUUUAGUAGUAUUGUACCUUAGAGGAAG
Pelobates cultripes (western spadefoot toad) is the source of this 5315-nucleotide messenger RNA. The record is from the annotation of a GenBank genome assembly. Lineage: Eukaryota; Metazoa; Chordata; Amphibia; Anura; Pelobatidae.